Galendromus occidentalis (western predatory mite) is the source of this 5597-nucleotide messenger RNA. It is a transcript of the gene Atg2, whose product is annotated as Autophagy-related 2. Bases 1 to 5280 code for a protein of 1759 amino acids. Gene Ontology annotation, biological process: autophagy of peroxisome; glycophagy; autophagy of mitochondrion. The record is from RefSeq and is a predicted model, not a curated record. Gene Ontology annotation, cellular component: phagophore; phagophore assembly site. Lineage: Eukaryota; Metazoa; Arthropoda; Arachnida; Mesostigmata; Phytoseiidae. Gene Ontology annotation, molecular function: protein-membrane adaptor activity; phosphatidylinositol-3-phosphate binding. The transcript has 12 exons.
AUGAGUUGGCAGGGUGUCACUCGAGCUGUUCAAAUCAGACUAUGUCGUUACGUGCUUCAACGAUACUUGGGACAAUUUCUACUCGAGAAAAUCUCUUUGGACCAGCUAAGCGUAGAUUUGUCAUCGAGCAGUGGAAAUGCUGAAAUCAAAUCCGUUUACCUGGAUGUCAAGGGUCUCAAUGAGCUCAGCGAAGCAAACCAUUGGCCCAUAUUGUUCGUCGAUGGGUUCAUCGGCUCCGUAUGCGUCGAGGUUCCCUGGAUCACGAUGCUCAAAGACAAUUCCCAUGUCCGAGUUGAAGGGCUUCAACUCACAGUCCAGCCCAAGAGCUGGGCUGAAGAUCUCUCUCUCUUCGAGAGCAUGUACUCAUCGAUGAUGAGCUCGAAGCAAAUGGCCGAGGAAAUAUUCAAGGAGAGCAUAUCAGAACCUCAAUAUCUGACCGGCCUGGAGCAAAUAAUUGACACAAUGUUCAAUCGAGUGAUUGUGACUUUUGAGAACACGACCCUGAGGGUUGAGCACCUCAUCCACUCGAAUCAGUCGCAUUACUGGACCGCUUUGGAAGUUCGAAUCGACCGGUUCGAAUACCACGACGCGCUCGCUAGCAGCGAGGAUACUUCGCUUCCGGAGGAACACGUCACUCGUUCCACGAAGAAGGCCACGGUCCGCAACGUGGAGCUGCUGGUUGACAAAUUCAAUAGCGCUGAACGUAAUGAAAUCAACCCCGACAAAAAAUGCGGAGCCCUGUGCGCGAACAGUCCCGAGAUCGAUUCGAAACCCGUUCUGUUCGCCUCCCUCAAAGGCGACCAAGAAGUCGAAAUCAGCAUCGAGAAAGGCACUGAAGACGACUCGAGUCCUAAAAUUGGCGUACAGGUGUGUCUCUCUGAGCUGCCGAUUUUCAUAGAGCCGCGGCAGAUCAUGAUGCUGAGUGCCCUCAUAGGCUCGUUCGUCGGCGCAACGAGCAACGAGAAUCUUCAUCAAGAGUCGCCCUGUAAAGCUCUGAGCUCAGCCGACUUCGCGCUCAUGGAGCAAGAUCUCCAGGCUCUGAAACAGAGCAAUUUGAUGCUGGGUAGCCCCCCGCUGGGCGCCCUGGGCACACUCCAUACCUGGGCUGGGGAGCAGGAAGAAAUUCAUUACUUCCCGAUGAGUUCUUCGGCCGAUGAAUCGACCAUAUCGCUCACCUCGCAGCAUCCCAUGAGUGUCCAAACUGAGUUCAAUCUGAAGAUCGGAAUCGUUUUCAUGGUGAUCCUCGAGGAUACAGAAAACACGCCAGAUAAGAGCGGUCAUUUCUUCAAUGAAACGAACGGGGUCUCCCUCAGGGAUGUGAUAAUGGUAGCGACUCCCGACUUCCUACCCUAUAAACAUUUUCGACUAGCUCUCUAUCCGGUCACGUUGAACGGACGGACCAAAUCGUCAAGCUCUCACAAGGUCCUCGAAAUCGGCGCGACGGUAGCCAACGCGCAGCUGGUACGGUCUGACCGUACGUGGAUCGAAAGCAUCCUCACGAGUCAUAGUUCCUCCAUUCCUAAUUCCGACGUUUAUGCAGGUGGUGAUAGUCCGUUCAUGAGACUGAAAGUCAACCAUGUCUCAGACCACUCGAUGUCCUCCGAGGUGACGAACGUCAGCUGCGCCUUCGGGGCUAUCCACAUGAAAUACGAUCGCUUGCUGGAAUCCAGAAUCAUAGAGAUGUUCGAAGCGACGCCAGCUCAUAGCAAGAAAUCACCAAAGAAGUUCGGAAGCUCUUCGGGUCCAGCGCACGAGCUGAAUCUGAGCCUAACGUGCCCACAGCUGAGCUGUGAACUACGUUUCCAAGCACUUGAAGUAGCCAAUGUGCAGCGGAAACUCAGACCGGAUGUUCUCAUCCUGACUUUGGAGACGAUAACGGUUGAUGGAAAAAUAUCGAACGACGUGAGCAACGAAAUCAAAAUUCUCUUCGAAGAAGGCUACGUGGACUAUCGAAUGGGUGGAGAGGCCGAUCUCAUACAGAUUGCCCGCGUGUUCUCCGAAACCAAAGUCGACGAUGGAGCACGUUGUAACGCCAGCAUAGUAAUUCAGAUCAACGCCGCCGAACACGGAAACCUUCUGAACGAGGGCUACAUGCUCGAUUCUAUGCAUCAAAGCUCGAUUCGGAUGAAAGCGCACGACACAAUGUCCAUGUCGUUCUACGGCAAGCUCCAGGAAGAGGGUCCAUUCGUGACCCGACGAGUCAUGUACGACCGGGAGAAGGCGGGAACCGAAGAGGUGAUCCUCGCCGGUGACAGAAAGCAAAUGCAAACUUUCUUCGAAAACUGUGCGGGUUAUUCGAGAAUCGUUGUCGAUAUAGCACUCCCUUGCGUAGUGACGGAGUUCGCGAACCGUGAACUCUUUGAAAUCGUCUACAACAGGGUGCUGACAGAUCUCUUCUACAUACCAAACUCGGAAAGUCAGCGCUCGAAGAAGUCGCACGAGUUCGAAGUACGGCAGAACUUUUUCGGGAACACCGAAAAGAGCUACAUCGAUGAGAAGUUCUUUUACUCGACGACGGACGGAACCGAAGAUCUCCAAGCCCACAAACCGGUCAAACAGAACCUACUUUCGCUGUCGAUGACCGUCAAUGAAGGGAGUGUGCUUCUAGGCCAUGGGCAUCCGGACAAGGAGGAAUUCUAUUCGUUCCAGUUGAAUCCCAGACAACUGCAUUUCUAUCUUGUUAGUGGUUAUCAAGGGGACCCGAACGUGAGUUUCGUGCUACUCCAUUCGACCGAUACGGAAGUGUUCCAUUCAGGAUGCACUAGCGAGCCUAAGCCCACGCACGAGAAACUCGACAAGGGAAUGGUGCUCCCAAGCUCGGGGAGUCGUCGACUUCUGAGUCGAAUACCGAAGGAAACGUUCGGAAGGUACCGAGCUACCGACCCUCCCCAGGAGAUGCUCUGCAUCACGGUCAAAAUUUGCGCGAAUCCCAACGUGAAGUUGAAGAACGUCACAUUAGCUGUCAGCAUCGCAGAUACCGUUUGGCGCCACGUAGCGGCGCCCGCACGGCAUUUCUGGAUUACCCAGCUGAUUGAGCUCUUCACUGUUAGGGACUUCCCUGUGGCUGGUCAUAUACCGUCGUCUGUGAUAACUGAACUUCACUUCAGUCUCGAGAAGUCCAUCAUUGAUUACCGCCCUUUGCAUAUACCUUAUAACACGAUCGUUAGCAUGGAGAAUUUUUCGCUAUCAAGCAACAUAACGCCAAAAGCGACAACGUCAACUUUGCGUCUGAUUCUGGAGGAUACCUCUCUCUUCGUCGCGAAUUCCUCGGAUAAGGUGUCGCCUACCAACAUACCUAGAGACUAUGUGUGCUUGGUGAACGCCGGCCUGGUGAAUCUCUGUCUAGUUAUCACUGAAACGCGCUCGGCUGCAGCGAAAACCUGUCCGACCGUUGCAUUCACGGCAUCAAACGACGCAAUCCAUGUCAGAACGUGCUCAGACUCGUUGUUCGCUCUGCAAAGUCUCAUAACAUAUCUGGCGGCGGAUGGCGAUCUGGCUCCUGAGAAAGAGAGAAGCCCUAAGCCUUCCGAGAGUCUUCCCUGCGAAUCUGGUCUCCGAGAAUUUCCACCUGCGUCCCCUCUCGACCAGGCUUUGUCCGAGGAACCUUCCUUGAAUAUGAAUGAGAUGAUGGAGGAUGCCAUGUGCGAGAGCUUCUCCGAACGAGCUGUCGACUCUCAUAGCUCCUCGAGGUCCCUGUACGUGGAGCAAGGUCGAGAACCUUCGCCUCCUGAGGGACCCAAAGUUUACUACAACCCGAAAGACGACGAUUUUCUCUUGCUAGAAGAUCUCCCCGGUUCUGGACUGUUGAAGCAGAAGGGGCAGGAUGACGUCCGGGUCCUGAACGGUGAAGAUAUCGUCAUGAUAGAUGAUUUCCUCAAAAUACCGACUGGUAAGACAGAUCAGCUGAAAGCUCCGACCGGAUAUCCUGACCCUGUAGAGAGUUACACCUUGAAGGAAAUGACGCUCAUUUGGCACAUUUACGGUGGCAGCGAUUUCGGACAGGCUCGAUGUUCAGACACGAAACUCGGUCCGCUGCCCUCAUUGGGCGGAGCGGGUCGGAACGCGGACCAGCUCAUGGAACUGACCAUGACGAAAGUCCAGUUCCGGCACGAAGUCUACCCCCCGGAUCAGAAGAAAACCUCGCGACAGUGUCUCUUCAUCAAGGAUAUCCAGAUCAAAGACAAAGUUGCCACAUCCGAGAUGAACAAAUUCCUCUACCAGUUCAGCAACGAUUCUCUACCGAAACAGUCAAACGCCAACAUGCUGACGCUCAAGAUUACUCACAUUGCUUCCGACAACGAGUGUUCUAUAUUCAUGUCGCUCAAACCGUUACGUCUCAACAUAGAUCAGGAAGCGCUCAUGUUUCUCCGCACAUUCUUCGGCGAAUUGCAAGCCAUGGCCGGGGAAGACGUUUGCCCUAACCAGCCGUGUCCGUCGCCCCCGACGUCUUCGAACUACGGAUCUCGACGCCCCCCGAGAAUCUACAUUCGAUCGUUUGAGUUCACUCCUGAAGUUCCUAUCCGUCUAGACUACCACGGUAGACACGUCGACCUCGACAGCGGAGCGAUCGCUGGUGUUCUGAUGGGUAUCGGACAAUUCACGUGGCUGGAGCUCAAACUCAAGAGGCUCGUCAACAAGCAUGGCAUUCUCGGCUUCGACAGGCUCGUGCAGUACGCCAUUCAGGAGUGGAUAAACGACAUAAAGAAACACCAGGUCCAGAACGUCAUCGGCGGCGUGGGUCCCAUGCAUUCGAUCGUGCAGCUGUGCAGCGGAGUCAAAGACCUCUUCUGGUUGCCUGUCGAACAAUAUCGCAAAGACGGUCAGAUCGUCCGCGGCCUCCAGAGAGGCACUCACAGCUUCACCACGAACGCCGCCAUCGCAUUCCUCGAACUCACCGGGAAAGCGAUCGGUACGAUCCAGCACGCCGCCGAGUUAGCGUACAACCUCCUGUCCCCAACAGCCAACGUACCGAUUUCAUCGGGAAUUUCCGAACAGCCUGUCGACAUCCGUGAAGGCUUGAAUAACGCCUACCUCGUCAUGGCAAACGGCAUAAACGAUACCGCGCGCCACAUCGUGCAAGCCGCAGCCACAGACACGAGAGCCAGGGGAAUCACUGGCGCGGUCGGCGAGGUCCUCCGCCUUGUUCCCCCGGCGCUCGUUAAACCUGUGAUCGACGUGACCGCGGCCACGAGCAACGUCAUCAACGGAGUCAAGUAUCAGUUGGCUCCUGAAUGCCGAGACGAAGAGAUCGCUACGUGGAAGAGGUCUGAACUUAAGUAGUCAGUCGACUGUACAUUGACCUUCCCGGGAGGUGCAUGAGCAAGGUGUUGUGAGGUGAUCCAAUCUUUCUUAGUACGGAUUAGAUUCAAGCGGGGUUAUCUGUGCGAAGACCACCGGCCUCAUUCAUAGUAUUGACUGCUACCUGAUAAAUAGUGUAGUUUCGCAGCGUUGUAUACGAUUAAGCAAAUAGUUCAGGCAUGCCGACUCCGGCCGCGAAAAAGGGAGAGUGAGUGAAAUACGCUCCGCGACAUACGUUUUCCAUUUUUGUACCUCGAAUUGUCACUGGACGAAGGAUUCGAACUGAGCAGAAGAGGUGG